AUGACUCGUGCUGGCCAAUGUCUCCCACCCAUACAAAGUAAACUCACAAACAUUUCUGUCAGUGAUGAUCAGAAGGUGGACGAAUUCAUCUUGCCAGAUGGUGCGGUGAUGAUCGCCAAGGCAGACUCUGUGUCGCCGACAAAUUUCAUUAACAUCGAUGGACUGGUUGUGUGCAAGUAUCAUUUACUCGACCAGACCGCGCAGCUUGUCCUUUCAGCUGUCGGCACGCAGUUUGAAAAUACUGCAUCACAUGUACCAAGCUUUCAGGUGAUCGAGAUCCUUCCUUCCUCCACCUCACCACAGCCGUCUAGAAACGACAUAUCCGUGAAAGAUAUGUGGGCAACUGUGUAUGCACUCUUCACACUGUACCACAAUCAAGAAACCAUCCCGGUCGUACUGUCUCAGACAAUCAACAAUAGCGAAGAGCUACGUUCGUAUUUAUUCCGAUCUGGCCUCGGGCGCACGGCGCAUGCGCCUACAGCCCCAAAGGAGGAGAUAUACUUGCACAGAGCCACGUUCUGGCAGGGUGCGGGAACACAAGGAUACCAUACUCGUGGUUGGCUACCUCCAUCGUCACUUCCGGCUGCGCCUUUUGCCUCCAUCCAGUCAUUCACCCGUACACCCACUGUCAUUGCCGCGCACCCUCUUCGUCCACCAAAGCCCAAACCGAGAGAAACGUUAUUUAGGCGAUUUUGCCCAUCCAUAAGCGAGACUCUAGAGUUCACGUACUUUGACGUCGGCAGUGGAUCGGAUACUUCAGAGCAUCUAGACUUGUUUCAUCGCUGGCAUAAUUCAGAGCGAGUGAACAAGGGGUGGGGAGAACGCGGUUCGCUGGAGAAACACAGAGCAUAUGUCACGGAAGUAGCGAACGAUCCUGGUGUUCUUCCUAUAAUAAUGAGCUGGAACGGCGAGCCCAUGGGGUAUGCGGAGGUCACGUAUUUGAAGGAAAAUCAUGUGGCGCCCUACAUUCCUGGUGGUCCUGGAGACUGGGACAGGGGCCUCCACGUCCUUGUCGGAGAGGAUAAGUUCCGUGGUACCCAACGAACCAAUCUAUGGCAUCGUGCCCUGAUACACUACUGCUUCCUGGUGGAUCCCCGCACGGAAAUUGUGUUGGCUGAGCCCAAAGCUGAGAAUGCCUCCAUCAUCAAAGUGCAAUUUGACUCGGCCAUGCAUAUCGCCACAAUUUUUGACUUUCCCUAUAAACGCUCUGUACUCGCCUGCGUUUCCAGAGAGCGUUUCUUCAGGCUGGACUUGCUGUGA
Suillus subaureus is the source of this 1260-nucleotide messenger RNA. RefSeq names its product acyl-CoA N-acyltransferase. Bases 1 to 1260 code for a protein of 419 amino acids. The transcript is spliced from 4 exons. NCBI's taxonomy places the organism in Eukaryota, Fungi, Basidiomycota, Agaricomycetes, Boletales, Suillaceae. Gene Ontology annotation, biological process: siderophore biosynthetic process. The record is from RefSeq and is a predicted model, not a curated record.